AUGGUCUCGCGUGAAGGCUCCCCCUUGUCCUCCGUCGGCACCGCCGAGGAAUCAGAUCACGAGUCUAUCAAGCAUGAAAGCCGCGCCCAGUCCCCAUCAGCUUCCAACCUACCUCCCUCAAAGCGCCGUCGCACAGGUGUAGCAUCAUGGGACAGACACACACCGUUGUCCUCAGUACACGAUGAGCCUAUCCCCCCUCCCUCGCCAACCGCCUCCAUCUCCUCUGAUACCGACGGCGAUGUCCCCAAUUCCCCUAGCAUGAUCGGUGCGCUGGGCAAUAGCCAAGAUGACGAUUACACCGGCCAAAGCACAGAUCAAGUCACUGUAUGUCGGUGGGACGGCUGUCCCGUCGGUGACCUGAAGAACAUGGAUGGGUUGGUGCAGCACCUGCACUUUGAGCAUAUCGGGAGCCGACAGAAGCGGUACUCGUGCGAGUGGACAGACUGCAGCCGCAAAGGACAAACGCACGCCAGCGCAUAUGCACUCCGCGCUCACAUGAGGAGCCAUACUCGAGAGAAGCCUUUUUACUGUACCCUGCCCGAAUGUGAUCGCAACUUCACUCGCUCCGACGCCUUAACAAAACAUAUGCGCUCCGUCCACGAAGCUGAUACCGCCCGCCCCUCGGACCCCAAAUCCACCUCCGGCGGCACCGCCAGCGUAGCCGGAACCCCAGUCUCAAAGAUUCAACGCAUCCGCCUGAAGCUCUCACAGCCAAAGGGCGAGCCAGGAAAUGGUGACUCAGAUCAUCUUCCCGCACCCACCAUCUCCGCCGCGAUAGGAUCAGAAAUCGACCCAGAGGACACCACAAUGCCAGAAUUCGGACCAGAGCUCGACUUCGACGACCACGAACUUGCCAUGCCCCCUCACGAUCUAUACCGCGUCCUCCGGCGACAAAUCCACUGGGCCGAGAAGGAAUCCGCGCAAUUGCGCGCCGAGUGGGACGGGUUACGCCCGCAGCGUGAACAGGCCUGGCUUGAGAAAGAAGGUAUCUUCGAAGACCUCAUUCAUGGUGAGCUUCGGCUUUUCAGUACCUUUGUCGGUGAGCCAGCUCCUGGUAGUUUGGCGUCUAGUUUAGAGAAAUUACAGCAUCAGCAGCGGGAAUUUAAGCAUCAGCAAGAUCAAUUGCAAGCGAAGGCUGAUGAUGCGGCUGAAGUCGAGACGGCCGAGGCCUCUGAGGCUGUUGCCACUGCUUGA
This is a messenger RNA of Penicillium manginii, 1194 nucleotides long. RefSeq names its product C2H2-type zinc finger protein. The transcript is spliced from 2 exons. The record is from RefSeq and is a predicted model, not a curated record. Gene Ontology annotation, biological process: regulation of transcription by RNA polymerase II. Bases 1 to 1194 code for a protein of 397 amino acids. Gene Ontology annotation, cellular component: nucleus. Lineage: Eukaryota; Fungi; Ascomycota; Eurotiomycetes; Eurotiales; Aspergillaceae. Gene Ontology annotation, molecular function: RNA polymerase II cis-regulatory region sequence-specific DNA binding; DNA-binding transcription factor activity, RNA polymerase II-specific.